This is a messenger RNA of Indicator indicator, 1671 nucleotides long. RefSeq names its product glutamic--pyruvic transaminase 2 (gene GPT2). Gene Ontology annotation, biological process: biosynthetic process. The record is from RefSeq and is a predicted model, not a curated record. Bases 1 to 1671 code for a protein of 556 amino acids. Gene Ontology annotation, molecular function: L-alanine:2-oxoglutarate transaminase activity; pyridoxal phosphate binding. NCBI's taxonomy places the organism in Eukaryota, Metazoa, Chordata, Aves, Piciformes, Indicatoridae. The transcript has 11 exons.
AUGCAUCGUUUUGCCUUGGUUGCCAAGCAAACUGCGGCAAGCCUAGGCUACCAGGGACCCAGGGUCUGCCAAAGCGGAAGGACAGACAUGGCUUUGCGCUGCGUCGCUUCGCUGGUGGUCGGGCGGCAGCCGCGGUGUCCCCGGCUCCCGCGGCCGGCGCGGGAGGGGACGGUGCGUUGGAGCAGCGCUGCCAAGGCCUCCGCGGUGAAGAUCAAUGAGAAGGCGAGCAGGGAAAAGAUUCUGACGCUGGAGUCCAUGAACCCGUUAGUGAAGGCGCUGGAAUAUGCAGUGCGGGGUCCCAUCGUCCUUAAAGCCGGCGAGAUCGAGAAGGAGUUGCGGAAGGGAAUCAAAAAACCUUUUACUGAAGUAAUUAAAGCCAACAUUGGAGAUGCGCAUGCAAUGGGACAGAGGCCAAUCACCUUCCUCCGUCAGGUAGUGGCACUGUGUACAUACCCAAACCUGUUGGACAGCCCAAGUUUUCCAGAAGAUGCCAAAAAGCGAGCCAGACGGAUCUUGCAGGGCUGUGGAGGAAACAGCUUAGGAUCUUACACUGCCAGUCAAGGUAUAAAUUGCAUCCGUGAAGAUGUUGCUUCAUAUAUUGAAAGAAGAGAUGGAGGGGUUCCUGCAGAUCCAGAUAACAUAUAUCUUACCACUGGGGCAAGUGAUGGUAUUACCUCAAUCUUAAAGAUCUUAGUCUCAGGAGGUGGAAAGUCCAGAACAGGAGUGAUGAUCCCUAUACCACAAUAUCCUUUAUAUUCAGCAGCCAUAUCUGAUCUAGAUGCAAUCCAGGUGAACUACUAUUUGGAUGAAGAAAAUUGCUGGGCUCUAGAUGUGAAUGAACUUCGCCGUUCCUUAUAUGAAGCUAAGUCAUACUGCAAUCCAAAAGUCCUCUGCAUCAUCAACCCUGGAAAUCCCACAGGUCAAGUGCAAAGCAGAAAGUGCAUUGAAGAUGUGAUACACUUCGCUUGGGAAAAGAAACUUUUUCUUCUGGCUGAUGAGGUUUACCAGGACAAUGUGUACUCUGAAGGAUGCCAGUUUCAUUCCUUCAAAAAGAUUCUGUAUGAGAUGGGACCCGAGUACUAUAACAAUGUUGAGCUGGCCUCUUUUCACUCCACCUCUAAGGGAUACAUGGGCGAAUGUGGCUACAGAGGAGGCUACAUGGAAGUCUUAAACUUGCACCCAGACAUUAAAGGACAGCUUGUUAAGCUGCUUUCUGUUCGCCUUUGUCCUCCAGUCUCAGGACAAGCAGCAUUGGAUGUUGUAGUGAAUCCUCCAGUACCUGGAGAAGAAUCUUAUGCACAGUUUAUAAAGGAGAAGGAGUCUGUUUUGAACAAUCUUGCCAAAAAAGCCAAAAUAGCAGAAGACAUGAUUAACAAGGUUCCAGGAUUUCACUGCAAUCCACUUCAAGGAGCUAUGUAUGCUUUCCCACGGAUCUUUAUCCCUUCCAAAGCCAUUGAGGAAGCAAAGGCUCAUAAAAUGGCACCUGAUAUGUUCUAUUGCAUGAAACUUCUGGAAGAGACCGGACUAUGUGUUGUACCUGGAAGUGGAUUUGGCCAAAAAGAAGGAACCUACCAUUUCAGAAUGACCAUUCUUCCUCCAGCAGAGAAGCUGAAGAUCCUACUGGAGAAAGUGAAAGAUUUCCACAUAAAGUUUCUUGAAAAAUAUUCAUGA